ACAAACUUGACCUUGAACCGACAUCACUGAAAAUUGUUUUCCACACGUCGUCUCACUAUGCAAGGUUAACUGGGAGUAAAAAAGAAACAGAGCGGCGGACAGACAGACAGAAACAAUACAUUCUGCCACGUUGACAAUGGACACGACGAAGGAUGAUGAUCGUCAAAAAAAUGAUGCCGUCGCAAAUAACAAGCCCCCAGAGAGUGACAAUCCUCUUGUUAAGUCUGUUAUACAAGAUAUGGAAGAUCUGGAUAAAGAUUACAUGGAAUUAGAGCUUGAUAAUGAACAUUACAAAAAGAAGCUUGAAGAAGUAAAAGUGUUACAGAAGAAAUGCCUGAGCGGUAUUGCACAUCAGCGAUACAGGAUGAAGAAAAUCAGCGAAGCUCUCAAAGCAAUCCCAAAUCCAUCAUCUGUAGACAGGGCUUGUAUGGAUGAGGCACACAAUAAAAUGACCAAGAGAAAAAACACAUUUCGAGAUUUUGAAGAUCACCUACCACAUAAGAAUGGAAUCUAUCUGAAUAUCAUCCUGGGCCAAGUUAAUAUUUCUCUUCUCAACAAGGAAGAUAAGUACUUAUACAAACAGGAUUAUGAACGGUUCAAGCUCACCCUGAGCUACAUACAGUUUGGAUUGUCUCUGAUUCUGGUGUUUGCCAACUAUCUCAUUGAUUUUACAAGUAUCAGGUGGGCUGAUUCUGUGUUACAUUUCUUGCUUGUGUGGUACUACUGUACUCUGACCAUUCGGGAACAGAUACUCAUUGUUAAUGGAUCAAGGAUUAAAGGCUGGUGGUUACUUCAUCAUUUCGUCUCAACAGCAUGCUCUGCCAUAACUCUCAUCUGGCCGGAUGGAUAUUCUUACCAAGCAUUUAGAACACAGUAUGGCUGGUUCAUCCUUUAUAUUGCAUUUGUUCAAGUGUUACAGUACUACUACCAGAAAGGGUGCCUGUAUCGAUUGAAAUGUCUCGGACAACGCCAUGAUAUGGACAUCACAGUUGAGGGUUUCAUGUCCUGGAUGUUCAAGGGUCUAGCCUUCCUGUUGCCUUUCCUGUUCUUUGCUUAUUUUUUUCAACUGUACAAUUCAAUCCAGUUAUACAAAUUGUACACAGAUCCAAGAUGUACGGAGUGGCAGGUGCCAGUGUUGAGUGUGAUCCAUCUGGUUCUGUUUCUAGGCAACAUGACAACAACCUUGAAGGUCUUAAAACAGAAAUUCACAGAGGAUAUGAAGAAUAAGAAGAAAUUUUAUAAAAAUAAAUAUCGCUUCAACUCUAAACCUAAAGUUAUGUAAAUUUAAUAGCAGAACAGAAACUGUAGAAAAAUAGAGAGAGAAAAAAAUGUAGUAUUUCAGCAUGAAUAAUGUUUAAAGGGGCACCCAUCCAAAAAUCUGUAAAAAAAAUUUAAAAUGUAUGAAGUACUUCCACUGGUUACAAUUAAGAAAUGAUACGUAGCAGAAGGAGGCAUGUUUUAAGUAAUUGAAACAUGACAAAGAGCUUAUGCUUCUCAUGGAAUAAUUUUAUGAGGGCCUAGCUGAAGUGAAAUAUAUCAUGCCGCGUAUAACGUAUUUGGAGUGUCUCAUGCUUCUGUUAUGUAUUAUUUUGCUACUCUUGGUUCCUGCAAGUUUGAUAAUAACACUAGCUUAUAUUAUUUCAAAUAACUUUGGUCUGUAGAAUUUUAGAUAAAAAGUGAAAACAAGGCUAUUCAGAAAGUUCUAAUAUUUUUGUAUGAAAACACUUGUGCUGUCCAUAAAACUUGUAGUAAAUCUACAUUAUCAAUGCUAUUUUAGUUGUGCAGUAAAAUUUGAUGCGAAGUAGAAGGAAUUGACUGCACUUAAUAUAGUAUGCUUAAAUUAAGAACUUAAAAGGUACUUUUUUAAGAUUAUCAAUAUUACUGCAGAAUCAUUUAAUUUUAUUGGCAUGAAAUUUUGUGAUUUCGACAAAAAUGACCAUUUCUUUGGGAUGUGAAUUUGUGGACUGCAAAUUUAAAGAUAAAAUAAAUGGAAAAUUUGCUUAUUCCUUAGGAUUUAAUUUUGUGGAUUGACCCCACAAAGAAAUCCACGCAAAUUAGUCUCAUAUAAAAUUGAAUGAUUUCACAGUAUAUAGCUGGACAAUUGCUGUAUGUUGGAUGGAUUUUAAUAUUAAAUUGGACAAGUGGGAGCAUGCCCCUUUAAACUAAUUUUACACUUGUUUAGUCGUUGUGGUAAUUAAAGGUAUUUUGGAUACUUUUUAUACAGUUGGGUUGAAUUACUGUCAUUCUAGACAUUGACUAAUUAUGCUUUAAAUGAUGAUAUAAGUCAUUCUGUGUAGUGCAGUUUAAAGUGGCUUGUUCAGAAGGUUUUGGUAUGUGUAAAAUCAUCUGAAAAAAAUGUAUUUUGUUAAAGUUACUUUUGGUUUAAAAUUAUUGACAUAAGAUUUUUUAUGUUCUCAAAUGGAUGCAUAUAAUAUCACACUGUGAAGAUGUACUUCUAUAUGUCUGUUUGAAACACUUCACGUCUCACAACAAUAGAAGGGAUUCCAGUGUUGAGACGUCGGGUCUGUUCCUCCAAAGUCGCAUGCAAGAGCACUGGCCCAUACCUAGUCGGGUCUGUACCUCCAAAGUCGCAUGCAAGAGCACUGACCCAUACCUAACCUGUCAGUUAUGCUGUUUUUGGGCAUGUGUAUUUUGCAAAUAUACUUUUUUGUUUGGAAGUUUUCUAAUUUUGAAAUUUUAUUUUUUUAAGUGGCCUUUUGUAUAAAAUUAUUCAAUAAUUGACGUAUUUUUGUUUUCUAAUUAUUCCCAUUUGUACUGAGGCAAGUUCAAAAGACUUGAAAGCGUAGCAACAUAUUUUUAGUUAUAAAUAGAAUUAACAUAGUCCCAGUGUAUCUAAGCUUAUUAAAAGUCAACACUUGUAACCCAUAUUGAUGACUUCUCCAAAAGACUAGUUUUAGUUGGAGGAAAAUGCAAAAUACAGAAAAUGCUUCCAAUUUUAGAAGUGUUCCUGGUUCUUUAGCAUGCCAGGUGUAAAGCACCUAUACACGGGACUCUUAUCCAAAUGUUAGUCAUUUACCUAAGUAAGAAUAGAGGGGGCUAAAAGAAUUUUUAGUCGCACAGUAUUACUACCACAGGAGCACAACUGUUACAAUUUACGGCAUGGCAUUGCAUGGAUAUUAACAUAUACAGAUUUGUAUAUAUUUUAUUCAUUUUUACAUUUGUAGUUAUUUCACUUUCCAUUUUGACAUACAUGUAUAUGCAACAUACAGUGUUCAGGUUGCCAAAUGUAUGCAGCUUGUCUGUUAAUACUUUUGUUAGGUGAAUUCGCAUGAAACUAAAACACACAAUGCUGUUAAUUUAAUUUUAUGUCUUCUUGUGAAAUGUUGUUUGUAAUGAAGUAGCAAAUGUUUAACAAUAAUGUAAAAUACUUAUGCAGAAAUUUUUUGUUUUGUAAGAUAUUUGUAAUGUCUCAUUUGAAAGUACCAUCAUGCAGAUGGAUGUUUUGUUGACAAGGGAAGUUAUAAGUUUGUUAAUUCUUGUGUUCAAGAGUUUAUUUUAAUCGUGUUUUAUUUAUUUAUCUAUGAUGAUUUUGCCAAAUAAUGUAAAUUUAUAAAUACACAGUUUUAUCUUUGGUGCUUAGAAUUGCAUUUCAUUUGCAAACAGCAAAGGUUGAGAUUUGAAUACAUGCAUGUGCUUUAACUCCCAUACUGUAAAAUCAUUAAUUUUUGCAUGGACUAAUUUUUGUGGAUUUUGUAAUUGAGUCAAUUCGCAAAUUUAAAUCCCGUUGAACAUGUAAAAUUCACUUCAAUUUUAUGUUAAAGUAUUGAAAUCCAUGAACUCGUAUCGCCAAGAAAUAACUUUUUUUUGCCAAAACUAUGAAAUUUCAUGCCCACAAAAAAUGAUUUCACAGUAUAUACUUAUAAGUGUCUUCUGAAAGUUAACUAAUCAAGCAGCUGGCAAACAUAUAUGUGAAGACUUUUGGAAAAUGUACACGUGUGAAUAUCAAAAUUAAGUACCGGUAGUACAAGAGUUUUAUGAAAGUGUACAGAUAAUACUGUAGAAUCAUUUAAUUUAGUAGACGCCAGUUUUUGUGGUUUGAUUCGAAACGAUUAUUUUUUUUAUCUCAGCCUUUUUAUAAGCUAGUUUUAUUAAGACUUUAUUUCUAGUCCUGAGAUUAAAAGUUUUGUUGUUUUUGUGCCAUACAUCUUGUGCAAAAUGACGUGCAGUACAGUAGAUAUCGCAGUUCAAAACUCUUGUUAUUUGUUUUCUAUUUUGAGGUCAGUGUAAGGGGUUAUAAAUUUGUUGCCUGGCUUCUUGCUAUGUUUCCCUUUUCAGUUUAAUUUAAGUUUUUCACCAAAAACAUUUUUGGUUGCAUUUUUGCAUUACUCUACCUUUGAUAAUUAUUUCAUUCCAUUGUGCAAAAGGGUCACACAACAACAACAACAACAGAGAUGCCAAUAUUUCAUACAGGUACAGGACAGACUUUGUUUGUAAAGUCAAACCUCUGCUAAAAGCCCGCCUGCGUAGCUCAAUAGGGAGAGCGCAGAUCUACGGAUCGCGAGUUUGAUCCUCGAGCAUGGCGUAUGUUCUCAGUGACGGUUUAAUAAGAUAGUGUGUCUGAAAUCAUUCGUCCUCCACCUCUGAUUAAUGUGGGGAAGUUGGCAGUUACUUGCAGAAAACAUUUUUGUACUAGUAUAAAAUCCAGGAACACUGGUUGGGUCAAGUGCCCGCUGUUACAUAACUGAAAUACUGUUGAAAAAUUACAUCAAACCAAAAUCUGCUAAAGACUUCCUCUGAAUAAAGGACACUACUACAAAACCUGCUUAUAAAGGCCACUACUUUACCUCUGUUUAGAGGCCACCAUUCAACAAAGACCAAAUUUUUCAUUUCCCAAGGGUGGUAUCCUCAGAGAAGUUUGACUGUAUAUCAAAAUUCUUUGAAAUAGCAACAAAAAAAAAUCAAAAUUAGAAUUCUUAACUGUUUAAAAAGGCACUUGUAAAUGUUUUUGUAAGCCAUAAUGGUAUACUUAAUGCCAUUAAAAAGCUUUAAAAAAAACACAUGGAUGAUGUGUUAACAUGUUGGUAAUUACAUAGGAAGUUAGAUGGACAUUAAUUACAGAGAAACACUGUUUGCUCAAGCACCCGGUCUCACUCAAGCAAUUAAUGUGAUACCAGGUUGUUUUCCAUAUAUUUCUGUUUUGAUAACUCGAGACACUGGAGUCCUGAUAACUGCAUUUUUGGUAUCCUCUUGCAAACUUUAGCAGUCAGUGCUCCACUGUAUUGACACUGUAUGUUGGAACCAUCUUCCUGACCAGAUCAACUAAAUUUUGUAGUUUACUAUUGAGACAAAGGUAACAGGUUUUAUGGUCAAUGACAGUAACUGUAAAUUUCCAUCUAUCACAUGUAAAGGUAAAAGAAAACCUGUGAUUUUAGUGGAGUUUAGUUAAAACCUUAAGCCUGCUGGCGGCAAGUUUUUGCCUAUGCGACCAAUGCACUGUUCACUAUUCAGUCUGUAGGUUUUCAGUGAACUCCCCUUCAAAUAAUAAAUGGUACUGUCCAAAUUAAAUGAUAGAAGAGUCCAUUUUAGCAAUCCAGCAGGAUAAAGGUUAACCAUACAGGUUGUAAUCUAUUAGUAAUGAGCUGUUGAUAUAAUUUGUUUGGUAAUUCAUAAAAACAACAAAUUCUGUUGCUGAAGUGUUAGUAUUUAUAACAUAUCUGUUUGUAUACAUUUAAGUUUCUGUUAAAUAUAUUCAAUAAAACUCAUGAAAUGUU
Molecule: messenger RNA, 5732 nt
Organism: Mercenaria mercenaria
Lineage: Eukaryota; Metazoa; Mollusca; Bivalvia; Venerida; Veneridae
Product: ion channel TACAN-like
Exons: 13
Coding region: 137-1282 (381 amino acids)
Cellular component (GO): membrane
Source: RefSeq, a predicted model, not a curated record